Eutrema salsugineum is the source of this 492-nucleotide messenger RNA. RefSeq lists its product as uncharacterized. The transcript has a single exon. The record is from RefSeq and is a predicted model, not a curated record. NCBI's taxonomy places the organism in Eukaryota, Viridiplantae, Streptophyta, Magnoliopsida, Brassicales, Brassicaceae. The coding region runs from base 1 to 492 and encodes 163 amino acids.
AUGGCGUAUGGUUAUGCCGCUGACGCGGUAGACGAGUACCUCCGUCUCGGUGAAAGUACUGCAAUCCUAUGUUGGGAAAAUUUCACAGACAGAAUCAUACAAUUGUUCGGAGAUGAGUACCUGCGAAAACCCACACGAGAAGAUCUGCAAAGGUUGCUCCAUAACGGAGAGAUGCGUGGAUUUCCCGGUAUGAUAGGAAGCAUUGAUUGCAUGCAUUGGGAAUGGAAGAAUUGUCCUACAGCUUGGAAAGAUCAAUAUACUUGUGGUGCCGGAAAACCAACAAUCGUCUUAGAGGCUGUAGCAUCACAGGAUAUAUGGAUAUGGCAUGCUUUUUUUGGACCUCCAGGUACCUUAAAUGAUAUUAACGUUCUCGAUAGAUCAUCUGUUUUUGAUGACCUUUUACAAGGACGAGCACCAAAAGUGCAAUACUCGGUCAACGGACACCGGUAUCAUUUACCGUACUACCUCACAUAUGGUAUAUAUCCUAAAUAG